AUGCAGAGGCAGCAAAAAGAAAAAAGUUUGUUGCGAUUCCUUGCAACUACUUUUAACGUUAGUUUAGAAGAGAAACUCGGUUCUAGCACAAUUAUUUUUAACGUUAGUUUAGAAGAGAAACUCGGUUCUAGCACAAUUAUUUUUAACGUUAGUUUAGAAGAGAAACUCGGUUCUAGCACAACCACUUUUAACGUUAGUUUAGAAGAGAAACUCGGUUCUAGCACAACUACUUUUAACGUUAGUUUAGAAGAGAAACUCGGUUCUAGCACAACUACUUUUAACGUUAGUUUAGAAGAGAAACUCGGUUCUAGCACAACUACUUUUAACGUUAGUUUAGAAAAGAAACUCGGUUCUAGCACAACUACUUUUAACGUUAGUUUAGAAAAGAAACUCGGUUCUAGCACAACUACUUUUAACGUUAGUUUAGAAAAGAAACUCGGUUCUAGCACAACUACUUUUAACGUUAGUUUAGAAAAGAAACUCGGUUCUAGCACAACUACUUUUAACGUUAGUUUAGAAAAGAAACUCGGUUCUAGCACAACUACUUUUAACGUUAGUUUAGAAAAGAAACUCGGUUCUAGCACAACUACUUUUAACGUUAGUUUAGAAAAGAAACUCGGUUCUAGCACAACUACUUUUAACGUUAGUUUAGAAAAGAAACUCGGUUCUAGCACAACUACUUUUAACGUUAGUUUAGAAAAGAAACUCGGUUCUAGCACAACUACUUUUAACGUUAGUUUAGAAAAGAAACUCGGUUCUAGCACAACUACUUUUAACGUUAGUUUAGAAAAGAAACUCGGUUCUAGCACAACUACUUUUAACGUUAGUUUAGAAAAGAAACUCGGUUCUAGCACAACUACUUUUAACGUUAGUUUAGAAAAGAAACUUGGUUCUAGCACAACUACUUUUAACGUUAGUUUAGAAAAUAAACAUAGUUCUAGCACUAAGUUUUCGAAUUUGAUGGAGGCAAAUCUUUGCGGAGUCCGUCAAUGGAUGCAAUAA
Parasteatoda tepidariorum (common house spider) is the source of this 1002-nucleotide messenger RNA. NCBI's taxonomy places the organism in Eukaryota, Metazoa, Arthropoda, Arachnida, Araneae, Theridiidae. The record is from RefSeq and is a predicted model, not a curated record.